Messenger RNA from Loxodonta africana (African savanna elephant), 23431 nucleotides. RefSeq names its product transcription factor EC (gene TFEC). NCBI's taxonomy places the organism in Eukaryota, Metazoa, Chordata, Mammalia, Proboscidea, Elephantidae. Bases 1567 to 2409 code for a protein of 280 amino acids. Gene Ontology annotation, molecular function: RNA polymerase II cis-regulatory region sequence-specific DNA binding; DNA-binding transcription factor activity, RNA polymerase II-specific; protein dimerization activity. The record is from RefSeq and is a predicted model, not a curated record. Gene Ontology annotation, cellular component: nucleus. Gene Ontology annotation, biological process: regulation of transcription by RNA polymerase II. The transcript has 6 exons.
AUCCAAGGAUUCCCCCAAAUCAUCAUUUCUCACCAUCUCUGCUACUUAUACACUUUUCCAGGCUACCAUCAUGUUCCACCUGGACUACGAUAAGUUCCAACUUAGUCUCCCUGCUACUUCUUGCUAUCUUAUUGUUUUUCACAGAGCACCCAGAAUGAUUUUCCUAAAACAAUAAUCAGAUUCUGUUACUCCCUUUUUAACAUUCUAUUAACUUCCUAGUAUCUUCAGAAUAUAAUCCAGACUUUUUACCGUAAUUGGGUCUUCUCUUUGACUUUAGGGCCUGGCUUCAGUAGCCUUCUUCCUGUUCCUUGAACAUGACAAGCAUAGUAUCAUCGAAUUUUAUUUUUACUUGGAAUAUUUUUCUUCCAGAUAUUUGCAUGAUUGCCUGUUUAUAAUUUAGGUCUUUAGUCCACAUCACCUUGUCAGAAAGGCCUUCUGUAAUUACUGUACCUAAAAGAUCCCACUCCAUCACUCUCUAACCCAGUAUAUUAUUUUAUAUACUUUCUGACACUUAUGAGUACAGUGACAAAAAUUAUCUUAUUAUUUCAAUUCCCUGUUUACUGUGUAUUCCCACCCCUACAAUGUAAACUCCUUGAAGAGAGUGAUUUUGUCUGUCUUGUUCACUGCUCUGCCCCUGAAGCCUGGAACAGCCUUUUCCACCAUUUUAGCACAACUUAGAUGUUCAGCAAAUACAUAUUAAAUACAUUAUUCUAAAAUUCACGUGUAGUAUUGAAAACAAAUGUUCCCAUUAUAUAUUCCUAUUUGGGAAAUUUUAAUGGAGAAAAAGCAGCAGCAACAAAGACAACAACAAUAAUAAUAGCUAUGAUGUUACUUGGUAUGUGACAGGGAUUGUGCAAAAGACUUCAUGAACAAUUGCAUUUAAUCCUCACAACAAACCUAUGAGUUAGAGACUAUUAUUACCUACUAUCAUCUUACAAAUGGGUAAGGAGGCUAUAGAAAUUCAGUAACUAGCCCAAGUUCAUAUAGUUGGUGAACGGCCAGGUAUGGGCUUGAACAGAGUGCUGCAUGAUACCAAAUGCAGUGAUCCUACCCACACUGCUGUGAGCUCUAAGAAGGUAGCCACAUUAUAGAAUUUUAGAAUCUUAGUGUUUGAAGGGAAUUUAGGCUGACCUGAUCCUCUGCCACACUCCAGUUGAACAAUUGCUUAGCCUUUGAUCUUGCAUCUAUGUUCCUAUAUUUUCCACCCAUUGGUCUUAGUUUUACCCUGUCCCUUUCAGAGAUGUGGUUGUACAUAGUAAUUCAUUUCUUUUAUCAUAUAUAGGUAUUUUUCAAUCAGGUGUCUGUAAAUGCUGGUGGCCUUUGGCAAUCUAAGUAAACUGUUACAGUUCAAGACCAUUCCAGAGACGAGGACUGAGUAAAUAUUAACAACCUUCCUGUGCUUGGUUGGAGCUUGAAAGGACUGAAUAACAUCAACAAGCAAGCUUUUGUCAAUCACAGUCUAGACCAGAUUAGUCUUAAAGUCCAAGGAAGAAGCAAAGUUCACCUUAGUGCAGAAGUUUCUGUACAGCUCUCCCAGUUAUUGUGUUCAAGUUUAAGGGAAAGAAAAUGAUGAAGGAGAAAGAGAAAACCAUUGCUAUUUUGAAGGUUAUAGACACUUCAAAGCUAAAACUGUUGUCUGGAAGUAUUUUGGAUGUGUACAGUGGUGAGCAGGGGAUUCCACCAGCUAAUAUGGGACUUACAAGUGCUUCCUGUCCAAACAGUCUACCAAGGAAAAGAGAAAUCACAGAAACUGAUACUCGAGCUUUGGCAAAAGAGAGGCAAAAAAAGGAUAACCACAACCUCAUUGAAAGAAGAAGAAGGUAUAAUAUUAAUUACCGAAUCAAGGAGCUUGGCACUCUUAUUCCAAGGUCUAAUGAUCCUGAUAUGCGCUGGAACAAAGGAACCAUUCUAAAAGCAUCGGUGGAGUACAUCAAGUGGCUACAAAAAGAACAACAGAGAGCCCGAGAAUUAGAACACAGACAGAAGAAAUUAGAGCAGGCUAACAGACGGCUUCUCCUCCGGAUUCAGGAACUAGAAAUACAGGCUCGUGCACACGGUCUGCCAACCCUGGCUUCUCUUGGCACAAUGGACUUAGAUGCUCAGGUCACCAAACAACAGACUCAUCCCGAGCAGAAUUCAGUGGACUAUUGCCAGCAACUGACUCUGUCUCAGGGACCAAGCCCUGAACUCUGUGAUCAAGUGAUGGCCUUCUCUGAUCCCUUGUCGCACUUCACUGAUUUGUCAUUUAGUGCCGCUUUGAAAGAGGAACAAAGGUUGGAUGUCAUGUUACUGGAUGACACAGUAUCCCCAUUUGGAACAGAUCCUCUGCUAUCUGCCACUUCCCCUACGGUUUCCAAAGAGAGCAGUAGAAAAAGUAGUUUUAGCUCAGAUGAUGGUGAUGAGUUAUAAAAAAUAAACUGACUCAAGUCAUCAACUCGGAAGCAAUUCCAUGCCGGUGCUAUGCAAUCGUGUUCUGAAUUUGCUGUACAUCUUUGGCUUAUUUUUUCUGAAAGGAACAUGCUGUUCAUGAAAAAAAGAUUCAUUAGAAGCAACAGAGGAAUUCACAGGAAGAAGAAGCACGAUGUUGACGAAGUAUUGAGAGCUAACAAAGAUUGUUUCCUCUUUGACUACAGAGUCUAGAUUUACUUAAUGUUUGUUUUCCUGGCAAGAGUAGAGUAUGAAAAAUAGUUCUCUUUGGGUGUUUCAAAAGUGGAAACUUGGUGAUGUACUACUGGAACUAACAGAUUGCAAAGAGUAAAUCUGCUGACAUGUACAACCCUUUUCUUAGCCAUUCACUUCCAUAUUCACUGUUCAGCUCUUCCAAGAUCAGUGUCCCAAGAAUCAAGAUGAACUGAUCUGGUCGUUCAUUAUCUCUCUCCACUGUCUGGUGGUCAUGUUGUCUAAAGUUCAAACCUGAUAGGGGAAAUAAUUAUAAAAUAGAUUAUCUGUCAUUUGUAACUGAAAAUUGAAUACGAUAGAUGUUAGGAUUUUCCAUAAUGAGAUAUAGAAAACUUACAAAAACAUUGGUUACUAAAAUUAGAUCCUAAUUCCUUUAGUCAGUUCAGUUACAGUAAUCCUAAAAGCAUCCUUGCAUAUUUGUGGAGACAUGCUCUAUACAGAAAAAGGAACUCAUUGAAUGUUUUCCUCCUGACAACCAUGUUCGUAAGAAUAUGGGCUAAAAUUUUAUGGCUUCAUAUACACAUGCAUCAAUCCAGGUGGUAUGUGUUCUUUUUUCCCCCCUUCAUUCAGAUUUUCUAAUCAUCACCACAUUCCAAAAUCUUCUUUCCUUCAUCAAGAAGAGAAGUUGGAUAAUCAAUUUUGGUUAAUGAAUAUAAAAAAAUCUUUCUUCGAAGAAAAUUUGUCAGCUAUUUAAAAUUUAUCACCGCGCCCAAUAUUGGAUGUCGAUUAAAUAGUUGUUGAGAACAAUGGAUUCAGUUUUGCUUCAAACUGACAAAAUACUGAAAAUUGGAUUUCUAGCUGACAAGAUAAUUAAUCAAAGAUGGAACUAUUUCUUAUUAUGUUUAGUUUUUAGUGGAGGAUAAAGUUCUGUUCCCAUAAGUGCCUGAACUUUUUUGCUUUGUUAGCAUCUAUUACAUACAUUUGUAUCUAUGAUGCUUUUCUCUGAUUUUUAUCUUUUGAGCUUGUUUUCAGUUUAGCAGUUAAGUUACCAACAUUUUGCUUUGUGGUGAAGCUCCGUGGGUAAUCACCUGACCUAUGAGUAUUUGUGGAGUGAAUACUAGGAUCCGCAGUGGGUCCGGAGAAAGUGUUGAACAGAUGAGCAAGACAUAGUCUUCCUUCUCGGGGAGCCCAAAAGACUGCAUAUGAAGCAACCACCAAAGAUAGAGGACAUACAGAAUUAAGGUCUAAUUGGUGCAGCUGGAAAUACAGCAGGUCAGCAAAAAUGAAAACGAAUGAAGGGUUGGAGAGUCAGAAAAGCCUUUAAGGGAACAACAGAAUUUAGGUUUUUUUUAAAGACAUAAAUGUGUGAAAAGGAGGGCUUAUAGAGAAAUAAUAUAAACCAAAUGAUAAAGGUAAAUAUAAGUCAGAGGAGGGUUCCUCAUGGGACACUCAUUAGAACAAUCUGCCCACCUGAGAAGACACCUAUCAGGGAGUUUGGAAAAUAAUAUUGGCAACAGGUUUUACAGGCCCUUGAAAACUAGGAUGAUAUGAUACAGUAAAAAUAGACUUUUUCUUUUUAACUAGGAGAGAGAAAGCCUAAAAUUAAAAUGCUACUAUAGGUUACUAACUACUGAGAUAUAAUUUUUCAUGUAUAUUAAACUUUGGCAUAAAUUUGUGAAAAGAAGUUUUAAAUACUACUCACAUGGAAAAUAUGUCAUCUUCAGAGCAAACUUUGAUGACAGUGGGAAAAUAAUAAAUCCUUAUGGCAUAAUUAUUAAUCCAUGUCUGGAAAAAAAGGCUUGGCAAUCUAAUUCCAAAAGAUUACAGCCUUUGAAGAGUCUCUGGAGUGCAAUUCUACUCUGAAACACAUACAGUCGCCAUGAGUUGGAAUUGACUGGAUGGCAACUGGUUUUUGUUUUAGCUUACAUCACUAUCUCAGAUUUUGAAGAAUUAAAAUAAUUUUAACUGCUUGACUUGAGAAAAGUUCUUAAUUUCCCGGACAGUCAUUAAAGCCAAAUAGAUAAAUUUAUCUGAAAUAUACCCUGAGACAGAGAGCAGCGAGAUAUUUUCUCAAUAAUUUUCAAAAGGACAUUAUAUACUUACUUUUAACUUUAUGACAAAAUUCCAUUUUAUUAUCUGAGUUGAUCAUUCAACAUUGCAAGUUAUAAAGAAAGAAUCGAUUUCUGGGUCCAUGGAAAACUCGCCAUUCUAGAUAGAAGCUGAUUUCUGUUUUCACCAUUAUUCUUGUAUCUUAUAUUCUGAGAAGGCUUGCCCUAAUAAUGAUGUUCUUUCUAGUUCAUCAUUUUUCACUCUGUUAAAGUACUACUACCCAGCACUGACUCUAUACCUCAUCAUCUCGGCUAGCCUAAGGGCUAGACACAUAACAUAAGGAUGGUAGAACCUAGACAAAGAGAUCUAGAGGGGGUACUAAUAAUUUGCUACUACUUUUGGAUUAUGAUAGCUGUUGGGGCACUGUAAAAUGGGUAAUGGAUUUUUAAAGACAGAGUAAAGAGUAGUGCUGUGUCACAGUCAAUUGAAACAGAUUAAACAAUUCGUUAGACAGUAGUUCUUAACUUUUUAAGGGGAUGGAUCCCUUAAGAAUGUAGCAAAAGUUAUAGACUCUCAGAAAAAUACAGAAUCAUAUGUAUGGACAGAAAUUUUUCUAUAUCCAUAAAGUUUCAGGGACCUCCUGAAUUGGCUCCUUGGAUCCCAGGUGAAGAAAUCCUGCAUCUGAUCUGUUACUUUGACAAGUAGACAUAUAUCUAUCAAGAGAUACAUGCAUGAUUAGUGUCAUAUGUAGUAAUGGGGGUGGAGAUUCUUAUGAGGGAGGAAAUCCUAGUCACCUGAAUAUCAUUAUCCCAAUCCCCAUAGCUGCAUAGUAAGGCAAAAUUCUACCAAAUGUAUUAUUCACUAAGUUGUUUACUUAUAAAAGUAGUCUCCUUCCAAAUAGUCCUUCCACUCAACAUUAGCAAUUACACCUCCUGUGUGUUACCUAUCUGUGGGUCAGUUUCUCUACGACUAUUGGAUAUUGUAAACACCCCACAAUCACAAUUUUAAAAUGAUGCAAAUAAAUUUCAAAAGUAAAUUAUUUGAAUAUCUAAGAAUCAAGAGCAACCCCUGGGAGAAUUGAUGAAGAUGUAGGAUAUUUUUGCAGAAAUGAAACUUCUUAUAACGGUAAAAGAUGGCACAUUAUUUACCAAACAAGUUUGUCGCAAAAAAAGCAUCAGAUAGCACUAGGCUAUUAAUAAACUAUUAACCAAGACUUGCUCAUUGAAAGAAUUCAUGCAAAAUUACAAUUUUAACAUAAUUUUUAAAAAGAUAAAUUUAUUUUUAUUAUUUUAAACUAUUUUUUCCAGAUUGUUGUUGUUAGGUGCUAUCCAGUUGGUUUCAACUCACAGCAACCCUAUGUACAACAGUCCAAACACACUGCCUGGUCUUGCGCCAUCCUCACAAUCGUUGCUAUGUUUGAGUCCAUCGUUACAGCCACUGUGUCAUUCCAUUUUGUUGAGGGUCUUCCUCUCUUCCAAUGACACUCUACUUUACCAAGCAUGAUGUCCUUCUCCAGGGACUGAUCCUCCCUGAUAACAUUUCCGAAGUAUGUGAGACAUAGUCUUGCCAUCCUUGCUUCUAAGGAGCAUUCUGGCUACAUUUCUUCCAAGACAGAUUUGUUCAUUCUCUUGGCAGGCCAUGGUAUAUUCUCAGUUAAUCUUUUCCCUCUAUUUAUUAUAAAAUGCUGGUCCACUUGUAGUAGAUUCACGUUAAUCAGCCUUUUUCAAUUCACAAUUAUAUUAAAAUAACGAGGACUUCCUGUGAGUAUAUAUAGACCUUUACAACUUUUUUAAAAUUAUUUUUUAUAUCCUUUUUUUUUCCUUUGAACUUUUCCCAUGUCAACUGGACCACAAUUUCCUCAAUUUACAGGCAUGAUAUUGGUGAUGAGUGCAGAACUUCCUUUGUAUAGGAACAAGUUCUAAAUAAUAAAAAACCAGAUGAGCUGAAGACAUUGAGAAAUGACCUUCUUCCUUUUUUAAUUCAAUUUUUUCCAUCCACGUGCCUAUAAAUAAAAUAUAUGAUAGCACAUACUUAAAAAAUAUAUAUAAAGAGAGACACAAUGAGUUUCUAAGUUUGGUGUGCUAUUUACCUUAAUGUCAGGGGAGAAGUGAGAUUUCUUAACUGAAAAAAAAAAGAAUUUAUUUUUCUUUUGUUUUGACAGAUUGAGUUAGAUUGGAAUUUUUUUAUGCUUCAAGGUAUCGUGAAAAUACUUUUUCUGUUUUGAUAUUGAGGUAUUUUAAUAUUUGAAUAUAAAAAUGACAUAAUUAAGUGUUCCAAUGAUUUUACAAUAUCUCAAGGUUAAUAUUUACUGAUCUUAUAAUGCCUAAAAUGUAGACAAAAAUUCGGUUCAAUGGAUCAUUUUACUGUUUUAUCAGCACUAGAUCAUCCAUCUGGGUUUUUGGAAAACACCUGAAGGAUUGAAUUUUGCUUCGGUAUUGGUAAUGACACAAUCUGUAUACACUACAAGGAAUUACACCAUUUGCCCCUCCAUUGCCCCGGCAUGUUGAAUAUUAUUUUGCUUUGAUAAGAUUAAGAUGUCAAUUUGAGUUAGUAUGAAUUACAUAGACACAGAUUUCAUUACCUUUACUUAAUAAAUACUAAACACAUUUGGAGUAUUGCUGAUCUAAUGUGUCAUAUGACCCUCCUAUGAUCAUGAUUCAUUGCACACAAAAAUGUUUUAGCAUUUGUGUGAUUUUUAAGUUGAAAAAAAAAACAUUUAAAAAAUUGAGGAAAAAAUAGCUUUUCUUAAAAAUUUUCUAUGCUAUGUAUUUUUUAUUUUUCCUGUCAGGCUCACAGAGAAUUUGGGUGUGUAGGAGAUUAUCAUAAGACAGUUAUUUUGACUAAAAGAAAAAAAAGAAAACUCCUCCUGGAUUUAGCCAAUUUAGCAAUGGAAUACUACUGUUUGCUGCUUUAUACAUAAAAGGGAACUUUUUAUCUUCUUUUUGCAAAGGGACUUAUGUAUUUCUACAUAUCCAGAUGGCUUCUGUUGUGUUUUCUACUGAUGAAAUCCUCAGUGAAAUGUCUUUUUCCCACCUACAUUUAUUCAACAGUCUUCCAGAAUAAAGUUUAAGACUUUUGUGUUUAAACGCUACCUCUCCCUUUCCUGUGUUACUACUUUAUUUUCAAAAUUUUGCAUUUCCAUCUUUGUUUUCCCACAGAAAUAAGUUUGUUUGUGUGUUAUUUAAAGCUGGUGAUUAUAUAUGUAACUGACUAGAAAUAUGCAAAAGAAAAGUGGAGGCUGUUAUUUUGCUGAAAGAAUGAUAUAUAAUCAGGAAAUUACAUAUUAUAUUACUUUUUAAUACAUGGACUCUAAAUCUUAAAAGGUAACUAAAAUCAAGGAUUUUAUCUAACAGCUUUCAGUUGCUUAUGGCAUAAAAAGCUAAAAUUAAUUCAGCUAUUUAAUCUUAAUAACAAUGUAGUUAAAAAUCUUUGACUUUAAUAUGGUUAGAUGUAUGAAUAGCUGAAAUAACGUUCCUAUAAUUUUAAUCUAACAUUGGUUAGAUCAAGAAAACAUUGUUAGUGUAAUAAGACUCUAGAAUUGGUAAUUAUUGCUAUUUUUCAUUUUUAGUAACAAAGCAAUAUGUCUUAUUUUCUAAGAAAAUAAAGAACACUGGUGUACGUUAAUACAUACAUGAAUCUUUGUAGAAAUAGUUUUUCAAAUGCGCCGAUAUUUUCUUUGCAUAUGUAAAAUGAAAGCAUGUAAUUAUUAAACGUUUACUGUGCUGUUUGUUCUGUCUUUUUACAUAGACUGCGCUGAGAAAUACAGAAAGUGGGUUAAUCAUCUGAAAGGAUAUUUAGCAGCCAGAACAGUUCACAACUAACAAUUGUUCACUAAAUAGUCCAUGCUGAAAACUGUGAUCCAACAUUUCCCUAUUAAUGAAAAUAAUUGUUACAUCUUUAACAUGGUCUCUUGCCAUCUGCUUCUCCAUGCUGUUAUGGGUCCGAUUUAUGGAAAAUAUUUAUCAGAAUGUUGCAAAAUUGCUAGCAGGCAUAAUGGUAGCAGUGAAAUUUCUAAGAAACUCUGUAAAACCUUUUAAUAUACUAGAUGGUCCCCAGACAAUCGAGGAUAAACAGAAUACUGGAUUUUAAUAUGUAAAAUAUUAUAACACUGCUAAUUGGUAUUGACUAGACCUAUCCCUUGGUAAUGAAAUUAAUAAGGAUUUCAGUUAAGUGUUGAGACUUUCUGAUAUUUAAUACUGUGUUUAUGGAUUUGUCCUACAUACUUGCUUCAAGAAUGAUAAAAGAGGACUGCUCUGAGUUAACUAUAAAAAGCAAUAUUUUAUGUUUUUUAUAUGUUCAAAUAUUGGUUCAUUGCUUUUUAAGAACUAAUACCACCUGGAUAUUUUUCUUAAAGAAUUAUCGAUGACAAAAAACUGGUCAAUAUAGUAAUUUUUGUGUGAAAAGGAAUAACUAAUCUAAUACAGGUAGAAAUAAGUCAGGAUUUUUUUUGACAUUAUGUAAAAUGAAAAGAUGGGUGGCCAAAUGGAUUUUUUACAUUAGAUUGUGUAUUGUGUAUGUAUGUAUGUGUGUGGUGUGCUUGGGCCUGUAUACAUGUGUUGACAUGUGAGAGUCUUAAUAUUUUUCUGAUCUUUCUCUUUUAGGAAGGGCUAUGUACAUAAGAAUAUGUUAUCAUUAUUGGGACAUACAUGUAGGUAAAAUUGAAGCUAUCCUCAAAUCAUUUUUCUUGCAUACACACACACACACAUAUACACACGUAUGUCUUCACGCUGAGUUGAAGACAAAAAGAUUGAAAAGAUGAGGAAAGCUGUAAUAAGUUUUAAUGCCCUUUAUUAACAUAGUUUAUAUUUACAGCUUAAAUGUAAGCAUAGAUUUUAUUGACUGGCAAACGGAAGAUUAAAACCCACCUAAAAAGUUGUUGCUGUUACAAAUCUGCGUUGGAAGUACAACGAGAAUGCUCCUUAGAACAAAGGAUGGCGAGACUUUGUCUCAUGUACUUUGGGUGUGUUAUAAGGAGGGACCAGUCACUAGAGAAGGACAUCACGCUCGGUAGAGGAUCAGCAAAAAGAGGAAGACCCUCAACAAGAAGGAAUGACACAGCAGCCGAAACAAUGGGCUCAAGCAUGGCAACGAUUGUGCGGAUGGUACCGGACCCGGCAGUGUUGCAUUCUGUCGUACAGAGAGUCACUAUGACUCUGAACCGACUCAACGGCACCUAAUAACAACAGCUGUUGUUGUUAUUAAAAAUCACCUAUAAAAUUCUAGCUAUGAGGUGGUUAAGUGGUAAAAUACAACAAGGCCUAUUGGUUAAGUAAUAGAUACCCAUCAUGUUAAAUAUAUAUCGGUUUCAUUAAUUGGCAACAAUAAGACAAGAGUACAACAUUCUAGAUGGUGAUGAUUUUGAUAGGAUUGACCACAUUGUGGUUAAGUGCAUGAUUCAUGUAAUAAGAAAAAGUUGCCUGCGGGCUAUUGUUCCUAACAAAGAUUAAAAUUUACAUAUUGCUUCUCCUUAUGUCAAAACAUCUGGUGCCCGCAAAUGCUAACAUUUCUUUAAAAAGUUUCAUAAGCCAGGAAAAGUAGAUUGGAAACAUUGCAUGUGAAUCAUUCAAGCAUCAUAAUAGAAUAACAGCUAUGUUCAGAAAAUAUUGAAUUGCUGCAAACAAUACUACAGUCAAGAUUAUAAUUUAUUUGCUUACACAAAUUGAAAAGUGAAUGCUGUGUGUAUGUGUGGAGAAAAAAUGUGUUUGAGUAAAAUGGGCUAUCUCUUCAAAAAUACUGAUUUUACAUAAUUAUAUGGUGCAAGUGAGUUUAUAAAUCCUUCAAGACUUUACAAUCAUUCUAACAGUGUUAGAGGCAGUAUGUAGUUGUAUGAAAUCUAUUCUGAUAUCCAUUCAGUAAGGACAGUUACUGAAAGUUGGGGAAACCUAAAACUUCAUUUGCUCUGACAUUAAUUUUUAUAUAUUCAUUGGUUAUAUUUGCCAAUGAUUUACCAAUCCUUUCAUAUUUAAAAGCAGAUUUCAGAUGUAGAUGGCUUACCUUAACAACCAAAAAAAAAAAAACCAACUCGGUGCCACCAAGUUGAUUCUGACUCAUAGCGACCCUAUAGGACAGAUUAGAGCUACCUCAUAGGGUUUCCAAGGAGCAGCUGGUGGAUUCAGACUGCCGAUCUUUUGGUUAGCAGCCAAAUGCUUAACCACUGCCCUGCCAGGGCUCCCACCUUUGCAACACAGGAUCCGUAUUCAAUGGAUAGUCAGCCCUCACAACUCUUAUCCUAGUCUGGCCUUCUGUUCUUUAAUGUAUCAAGGCCACUGCAAGAUUUUCCUAAUUUUCAGGCUUUCUCUCACCCACCCAGUCAUCAGUUAUCAUCAACAUAGUCUUUGCUGGCUGCAUCAUUCAACUGCUACUUAUAUUCUGUCUUUGUAUUGCUGUUUAUUACAGCAAUGCAUAGAUUACCUUUCCCAUGACACUAGAUGCAGAAAUACAAAUUAACUUUCUCUGUAUCCCACAGUACUUAACAGAGUGACUUGCCUAAACAUGACAGGUCUUUAAUAAAUGAUUAAGUGAUGGUUAAUUGCAGGUAAGAGAAGUGUGGAAGUGUCAGAAUCUUCAAAUAAUGGAGUGAUGGUCACUCAAGGCUGUGACCAUUCAUUGAAAUGCUUGCCUUCCAACCUCUCUUUGUCAAUUCUUGCACCUGCAGUGAGAUCAGAUUUACCUUAUCUUUUGGCUUAUCUAAAAUGUGAGUUCAAGGAGGAAAAAUAUCAAAUUUUGUGACAAGUGAUAUAGAGAAACUGCUCUUCAAUUCAUCCAUUUAUUCAUUCACUGUGUGUUUAAUAAGCAUGCCUCAAGUAACAAUGGCUGCUGCUGAGGGGAAUGUAAAAAAAUGAAUCUGUGCUUGAAGAAUUUAGCCAUCUAAAUAGAAUUUCAGAGCACUAAAUAUGUGAAAUAACCAGAGAACUCAAAGCAAUAUCUGAACAAGGGCUCAAAUCUAAUGCAGAGGUUUUACACUGUAAAAAUUUAGAAUAAGUGACACUCUCCAUGAAGAUAAAAGUCUAUGAAAGAUAUAUGGUCCAAGAAAAGUCUUGGGCUAGGAAUUGAAUUGUUGGGAAAACAGGAAAGAACAUUCCAUACUCCGGCAAUCAGAGUCAUUAUAGAAAUAGAAAAAAAUCUUGCGUAGAAAACAGUAAGGAAAGCUUCUGGUCAGGAGUGAAAGAUUGAGGAAUAGGAUGAGAUGAAGUCUAAUGGAAAAUAGGAUGUUCCCAAUGUCAAGCUCUUGAGUUUUGUUUAAAUGAGUGAACAAGGAAGUCUCUUGAAUUGUUUGCUCAGAGCAAAAAGAAGUAGAGACAGCCACCAGAUUAUGGAAACAUUGGAUUUUUAGGGUAAGAUGUCUCCUUAUAGGUAAUCUUUGUCUCCCAUAUAAUUUUUAUGGAAUGAUAGAGUCUUAAAGUUUAAAGUAUCCCCAGAAGUGUCACCUGAAUCCUACCUACAGCAUCUUCCACAAAAAAUAAUCUUAUUUGGACUGAAGAAUGCUACUCAAGAAAAGCACAUGCUUUGAAAAUUGGUACCAACAGUGGGGGUUAGAGGGUAGGUUGCAGUUUUAAAUAAAGAGACCAGUUAGGAAGCUACUAUGGAAUUCCAGGCAUUAAAAUCUUUUGGCCACUCCACUCUGAAACUCAUUCUUUCACUCUCCCUUUGUCUCUGACAUCACUAUCAUCUUUCUCGUUUUUCUGUCUUCCCCUUCACAGUCUGUUUUUCCAUUUCAGCUUCUUAGAUGUUAGAGUAUCCUAAAUUUCUAUCCAUGUCUCCUAUAUCUUUUUCAUUUGGCAAACCAUUCCACUCAAAAAUUCCUCUAUUAAGUAUGUUUUCCCAUGUUUGGCUAAAAUCUUUAUUUCUUACACUAGUUUUUUUUUUUUUUUUAACUCUCAAACAAUUCCUCUUCUACGAAUGUGAAAGUCUUCAAGUAUUAUCUAAAUUUUUGUUCCUUAAGUCUAAAAAUUGCCAGUAACUUUAAUGUUCCUCAUAUCAAAUGGUUUUAAAAUUCAUUCACUCUUUUGGUCAUUUCUCCUAAGUUUUCUCCAAAGUUUCAGUUGCUUUCCCUUAAAAUGACUCCGGAACAAACGGCAAUAUUCCAGUGUGGGAUUCUUUUUCCUAGUUUAGGUACCUUUCCUGAAUCAUCUAUCUGUCUAUAUCUACAUAAAUAGAUAGACAUAAAUAAAUGUAUUGGCAAAAUAACUUGUGACUUACAUAGUGACUUAUAUUUACAUAAAUAGAUAGACUUGAACAUAUUUAUAUACCUACACAUACAUAUAAAAAAUUUUUUUAUAUGCAUAUACAUCUACAUAAAUAGACUUGAAUAUAUUUAUACAUUUACAUAUACAUUUUAUGUAUGUGUAUACACACAUAUAAAGUAAAGUAUUAUAAUAACAUGUGCAAAGAGCUGGAGAUGAAAAACCAAAAGGGAAGAACACGCUCGGCAUUUCUCAAAAUGAAAGAACUGGAGAAAAAAAUUCAAACCUCGAGUUCCAAUAAUGAAGGGUUCUAUGGGGAAAAUAUUAAAAGACACAGGAAGCAUCAAAAGAAGAUGGAAGGAAUACACAGAGUCAUUAUACCAAAAAGAAUUAGUCGAUGUUCAACCAUUUCAAGAGGUGGCAUAUGAUCAGGAACCGAUGGUACUGAAGGAAGAAGUCCAAGCUGCUCUGAAGGCAUUGGCAAAAAGCAAGGCUCCAGGAAUUGAUGGAAUAUCAACUGAGAUGUUUCAACAAACAGAUGCAGCACUGGAAGUGCUCACUCGUCUAUGCCAAGAAAUAUGGAAGAUAGCUUCCUGGCCAACUGACUGGAAGAGAUCCAUAUUUAUGCCUAGUCCCAAGAAAGGUGAUCCAACCGAAUGUGGAAAUUAUAGAACAAUAUCAUUAAUAUCACACGCAAGCAAAAUUUUGAUGAAGAUCAUUCAAAAACAGCUGCAGCAAUAUAUCAACAGGGAACUGCCAGAAAUUCAGGCUGGCUUCAGAAGAGGACGUGGAACCAAGGAUAUCAUUGCUGAUGUCAGAUGGAUCCUGGCUGAAAGCAGAGAAUACCAGAAGGAUGUCUACCUGUGUUUUAUUGACUAUGCAAAGACAUUCGACUGUGUGGAUCAUAACAAAUUAGGGAUAACAUUGAGAAGAAAGGAAAUUCCAGAACUCUUAAUUGUGCUCAUGAGGAACCUUUAUGUAGAUCAAGAGGCAGUUGCUCGGACAGAACAGGGGGAUACUGAUUGGUUUAAAGCCAGGAAAGGUGUGCGUCAGGGUUGUAUUCUUUCACCCUACCUAUUCAAUCUGUAUGCUGAGCAAAUAAUCCAAGAAGCUGGACUAUAUGAAGAAGAAUGGAGCACCAGGAUUGGAGGAAGACUCAUUAACAACCUACGUUAUACAGAUGACACAACCUUGCUUGCUGAAAGUGAAGAGGACUUGAAGCACUUAUUAAUGAAGAUCAAAGACCACAGCCUUCACUAUGGUUUGCACCUCAACAUAAAGAAAACAAAAAUCCUCACAACUGGACCAAUGAGCAACAUCAUGACAAACAGAGAAAAGAUUGAAGUUGUCAAGGAUUUCAUUUGACUUGGAUCCACAAUCAACAGCCAUGGAAGCAGCAGUCAAAAAAUCAAAAGACGCAUUCCAUUGGGAAACCUGCUGCAAAUGAUCUCUUCAAAGUGUUGAAGAGCAAAGAUGUCACCUUGAAGACUAAGGUGCGCCUGACCCUAGCCAUGGUAUUUUCAAUCACAUCAUAUGCAUGUGAAAGCUGGACAAUGAAUAAGGAAGACCGAAGAAGAAUUGACGCCUUUGAAUUGUGGUGUUGGGGAAGAAUAUUGAAUAUACCAUGGACUGACAAAAGAAUGAACAAAUCUGUCUUGGAAGAAGUACAACUAGAAUGCUCCUUAGAAGCAAGGAUGGCGAGACUGAGUCUUACAUACUUUGGACAUGUUGUCAGGAGGGAUCAGUCCCUGGAGAAGGACAUCAUGCUUGGCAGAGUACAGGGUCAGCAGAAAAGAGGAAGACCCUCACCGAGGUGGAUUGACACAGUGGCUGCAGGAAUGAGCUCAAGCAUAACAACGAUUGUAAGGAUGGCUCAGGACUGGGCAGUGUUUCGUUCUGUUGUGCAUAGGGUCACUAUGAAUUGGAGCCAACUCGAUGGCACCUAACAACAACAUAUAUAUAUAGAGAGAGAGAGAUAUUUCACCAUACCUAUUCAAUUUGUAUGCUGAGUAAAUAAACCGAGAAGUUGGACCAUAUGAAGAAGAACAGUGCAUCAGGAUUGGUAGAAGACUCAUUAACAACCUGCAUUGUUCACAACCUUGCUUCCUUGAAAGUGAAGAGGACUUAAAACACUUACAGAUGAAGAUCAAAGACCAAGCCUUCAGCAUGGAUUGCACAAAAAUCCUUAUGAGCGGACCCACAAGCAACAUCAUGAUAAAUGUAGAAAAGAUUGAAGUUGUCAAGGAUUUCAUUUUACUUGGAUCCACAAUCAACAUCCAUGGAAGCAGCAGUCAAUAAAUCAAAAGAUGCAUUGCAUUGGGAAAAUUUGCUGCAAAAGACCUCUUUAAAGUGUUGAAAAACAAAGAUGUCACGUUGAAGAUUAAGGUCUGCCUGAUUCAAGCCAUGGUAUUUUCAGUACCAUCAUAUGCAUGCUAAAGCUGGGCAAUGAAUAAGCAAUACCAAAGAAUAAUUGAAACCUUUGAAUUGUGGUGUUGGAGAAGAAUAUUGAAUAUGCCAUGGACUGCCAAAAGAACAAACAAAUCUGUCUUGGAAAAAGCACAAUGAGAAUGCUUCUUAGAAGCAAGGAUGGUGAGACUACAUCUUACACACUUUGGACAUGUUAUCAGGAGAGAUCAGUCCUUGGAGAAGGACAUCGUGCUUGGUAAAGCACAGUGUCAAAGGAAAAGAGGAAAACCCUCAACGAGAUGGAUUGACACAGUGGCUGCAGCAGUGGGUUCAAGCAUAACGAUGAUUGUGGGCAUGGUGCAGGACCGGGCAGCGUUUUGUUCUGUUGUACAUAGGAUCGCUAUGAGUUGUAAACAAUUCAAUGGCACCUAACAACAACAACAUAUGUGUGUGUGUAUAUAUAUAUAUGUAUAUAUGGUUGCUGUGUGUCAGAAUCAACUCGAUGGCAAUGGGUUUGUUUUUUUAUAUGCAAAUAUACAGACAUGUAUAUGUAUAUACGUGCGUAUAUAUAUGUAUAUAUAUACACACACACACACAACUUGCAAGACCGUUACUGUGUUAAGUUCCCAUUUUAAGUUUUGUUUAGCUAGUUUUUUGGAUUUGAGUAUAGAACUUUAUUACUGUUACAUUUUAUGUUGAAGAAUAUGGCCGAUGUUCCAUACUACUGAACUCUUUCUGGGUAUUGAUUCUUUCCUGCAAUUCAUUACAUCAAAGAAAAAUUUACCUCUCAUUUCAUGACUUCUAAUUUCUUUUGAUGUAGGCUUUUGAUAGAAAUCAUUCACACUAGGGAAGACAGAACCCUGCAACACAUCUCUUAUGACCUCCCUCCAACACUUAACAUUCAUUGUGUUGACAUUGUAGCCCACUUAUCUCCAUUUGGUCAUCCAGGAAAACCUGAUAUACUGAAAUAAAUGAAUAGUAAAAACACAACAUUAUUCAGACUCAAUCUAGAGUGACUCUGUUAUACCUUAAAGGGGUAAAGCCUGACUCAGGGUGGACCCUGAGGUCAGUGACCACUUCAGGAAGCGGAUGAAAAGGAUCAAGAACAGAGGGCAGGAAAUUGCUGUGAGGCUGAAGAAACUUCAAAAGUUGCUUUAGAGGUCUGCGUUGAGACUGCUCAAUUAAGGAUGCUUAAAUGGGAGAGUACCCCGCAUUAUUCAGGUGGGAUCAGUCUAAUCACAUACAUCUUAAAACGCAGAGACUAUUUCCAGGCCUUGGUGAUGCAGUGGUUAAGUACCUGGCUGCUAACUGAGAGACUGGUGGUUCAAACGACCAGCCACUCCUCGGGAGAAAGAUGUGGCAGUCUGUCUGUCAAGAUUAGAGCCUUGGAAACCCUCUGGGACAGUUUUACUCUGUCCUAUAGGGUCCCUAUGAGUCAGAAACAACUAGACAGCAAUGUUUUUCUUUUGGGGGGGAUGUUCAGAGGGAAAUGUGACUUUAUCAUUUUCCUGAUACCCUACACUCAAAUGAGACGGGAUAAUUUCUGUGACUCGUCACCAUCACACAGCUAGAUCUAGAAUCAGACUCCAGGUCACCUAGCUCCAGGCCAAUGUGCUGUAGCUGCAGAAUCCACUACUGAUCUAGUGCUUGCAAUACACUUAUUUUCUCAGUGCAGCUUUUCUGGGUGAAUAGGACUUAGAUUUGUCCGUGGAUGAAAGUGUACUCAGUAAAGGACUAUCUUAAUAGACUGGGCUUUACAAGCAGCAAAUUUACAGUGACAUGGGCAUUAUGCAUAGUUAUUUGUGGGUAUAUUGGUAAAUUUUGUAGAUCACAGAAGACAGCCUCAAGGUGAUGGAGAAUGCUCAUAUUAGAUUUGGUAUUCAAACCAUGGGCAUGAGUGGGAUCUCUGAAAAGGUGAAAACAGAAAAAUAAUCCAAGAGAAGCCAAAAAUAAAAGGAAGAAGGAGAAGAGAAAGUGAAAAAGAGAGGCAAGGAGGGGAAAGGAGAAGAAGAGAGAAAAGGGGAAGGUUGGAGGAGGAGGAAGAGCAGGGAGAAGAGGAGGAGGAGACAAAGAUUAAUUAAAUGCAAAAUGUCUCUGUGGGUGUUUGUAAUUAUUCAUAAAGGAAAAGAGGAAAAUUGAAGUUUUGAAUGGCUUUUUUCUUUUCAAAUUCUAUGACUGUGCUCUAGAUCUUAAGGAACCCUGGUGGUGGAGUUGUUAAGGGAAUAACUGCUAAACGAAAGGUUGGCAGUUCGAAUCCACCAGGAGAAAGAAGUGGCAGCCUGCAACCAUAAAGAUUAAAAACCCAAAACAAAGAUUAAAAAUUAAAAACCCAAAACAAAGAUUACAGCCUUGGAAAUCCUAUAGGGAGGUCUACUCUGUCCUACAGCAUCACUGUGAAUCAGGAUCUACUCGACAGUAAUGGAUACUCUAGAUCUUACUAUUUUCAGCAACUCUUUCAAGUAACCCAGCUCACUUUAGGUAUUUCCCAGGCAGACACAUUCGUUCAGCAAGUUAAAAAAAAAAUGCGUGGGAUCUCCUAUGGGGAAUUCCUUGGAGACUUUCAGAUUUCUUAGAUUCUGAGACAGCAUACAGUGCUUGAGAGCUCCAUAGCCUUUGUCGUCAAACUUGGUUCAAGCCCUUGCUCUGCAACUAAAGAGUGACAGUGAGGAUUCACUUAAUCUCACUUGCAUCAGUCUCCCUGUGUGUAAAAUGGGAAGAAAGUUGUCAAAUUGUUCGUAGGGAUUAAGUGAGAGAAGUGCAUAAAGAAUUUAGCUAAAUCCCUUGCAUGUAUUUACCAUUCAAUGAAUAAUACUGAAAAAACCAAACCUAUUGCCAUCAAAUCGAUUCUAACUCGUAGUGACCCUAUAGGUCUGAGUAGAACUGUCCCACAGGGAUUCCAAGGCUGUAAAUCUUUACUGAAUUAGACAGCCACAUCUUUAUCCUGUGGAGUGGCUGGUGAGUUGGAACCACCAGCUUUAUGGAUAGAAGCUGAGAGCUUUAACCACUGAGCCACCAAUAACUAUGACAAUUAUUAUCAGAGAUGAGGUACUCCUUUCUAUUAUUAUUUCCUAACAAAUUUUUAUUUAUGUAAUUGGUAGGUGAGCCACAUAGUGGCCUGCCAUUACUUUAGUUUUUACUACACAUCCAACAUUUCUCCACAUGGCCCUGGUGGUGUAGUGGUUAAGUGCUUGGCUGGCAACCAAAAGGUCGGCAGUUCAAAUUCACCAGCCUCUUCUUAGAAACCCUGUAAAGCAGUUCUACUCUGUCCUGUAGGGUCGCUAUGAGUUAGAAUCAACUUGAUGGCAAUGUUUUUUUUUUUGUUUGGUAUCUAUCUCUCCAUCCCCCCGUUUAGCCAUCUACCCAAUAUCAACCUUAUUACAAAGAUAAUUUAAAGUACAUAGGACCAUAUGUUUUGUAAGACAUUUUCAUAUAGCUCAUUUAUAUACCGUAAGUAUUCAAAAUCUCAGCAUAAAAGUGAUGAAUGGUCCACCUUAGACCACAUAACCCAGAUCACAGGGUUUGGACCUAAACCCUUAUCUUCUAGCUCUAAGUUAAUCAUAUUUUCACCACAAAUGAUAGAGUUUGUGCUACGUGUCAGGCAUUAUUAUAGACAAGGGGGCACUGUAGUAAAUAAGACCAAGACCCUGCCCUCAUUUAUCUUACACAUUCUAAGAAGGGAGCUAGGCAAUUAACAUAUAAUAAAUCGGUAAAUAAUGUGAACUGUAUAGUACUCUGAAGUAUUAUGAAGAAAACAAAGCAGGACAAUAUGACAGAUAUGAUGGGAGUGGAGAUAAUUGUUUUGAACAUGGAGAUCACAGAAGGUAUCACAGAUUAAGUGACAUUUGAACAGAAAUCUCAAAGAUAUGGAAGUACGAGCUAUGCAAAGGACCAGGAAGAAGAAAGAGUAAAUGUUAAAAAGCCUCAAAGUAGGAACAACUUAGCUUGUCUAACUCUUUAGUUCCUAUUGGUUUAAUGGUAUACCAGCCACUUUUUAUGCCUCUGGACCUCAUAGGCAGUAUGUUAUUCUGACUCUAAUGCAUGUAGUGUCAAGGUGGGUCCCUUUUAAAAUGUGUGAAGCUCAGCAGUCCAGAGUUGGAGUCUCAUUGUUGUAUAGGUUGACCAUUCUAUUCGGUGAUGCUUUCUGCAUGUGUUAGUUUCGUAAACUUUUGUCUUUUUUCUUUAUUUCUGUGAGAUAAUGCUGCAAGCGUAAUUAUAGCUUUUCUGUGUGAUAGUUAGGGAGCCAUGAUGGGUCAUUUUAGUUUUUCUGUGUCAUAUUUGGAAAACCAGAGGUCCCUCACGUAAUCUAAUGGAACGAAACCAAACCCGUUGCUGUUGUCCACAGUAAAUUCUCUACUUAGUUCUUGUUGGUAUAUUGUUAUACCACAGAUCUGUGGCACAAGAGCGCCACUCACCUUAUUGGUGGCUUGUAUUACCAAACCAUAUUUCUCAAAAUCCUUAUUACCAACCAAAAAUUUAAACACACUCAAUUAGUAAGCAUGGAUUGCAAUACUGAAAACACAUGCAAUCAAAAAUAUUUAAAAUAAAAAAUUGGUAAAGAAAGGGCUAAGGAAUAGAAGGCCAGUGCAACUAGGUUGUAUAGAAGGUGGAAGACUAUAGUAGGAGACAUGGAUAUAGAGUCAGGGAAUCCCUUGGUGGUACAAAUUGUUAACACACUUGGCUGCUAACUGAAAGGUUAGAGGUUCAAUUCCACCCAGAGACACUUGGGAGAAAGGCCCAGCAAUCUACUUUUGAAAAAUCAGCCAUUGAAAAUCCUAUGUAGCAUAGUUCUACUCUGACACACAUGGAGUCUCCAUGAGUUGAAACAACUUGAUGGCAACAGGUUGGCUGGUAGAGUAUUCUAGUCAUAGCAUCACCUGAAGAUGUCUUCCUGAUACAGGCUGUUCUUCCAAACUCAUUACAUAACAUAACAUGUCUGUUUGGAUUUAAUCAAGGACUAGUAUGUACACAUGUGACCAGCAAUGUUGAGCUCUUGAGUCCCCAGUUUUAACCACAACUAAAUUAUCAUCAGUUAGGAUAUAGGAAAAUUAUUUAUUACCACUUCUUUUUCAUAAUAUUAAUUGAAGUGGUGUGGUUAGCAUUCUGGUGCCUGGGAAUUUUUUUUUUUUUCUGUUUCAUUACAUAUAAACCUACCUCUUUAUUUUAUUUUAAACAAUAUUUUAUUAAGUUUUUAGUGAAAAUUUACACAGCAAGCCAGGCUCCCAUUUGACAAUUUCCACACAGAUUGUUCAUUGACAUUAUUUAGAUUUAUGACAAUGUGUCAACAUUACCUUUGUAUUCAGUUUGCUCCCUUUCCAGUACUCUAGUUUCCCUGCUCCCUUAUCUUCUUAUCUUUUCUUUUGAGUAAUCAUUGGCCUUUUGGUCUCAUAUUGAUGGCUUUUAAGUAGGGCACCAAUCUUAUGGGUAAUACCUUUAUCUUCUGUGUCACUCUGUUAUUACAUUAAAAGGUGAUCUCAGGGGAUAGGCUCAGUUCUAGGUUUAAAAAGUGUCUCAGUCCUCUGGUUUCUACUGUCCCAGUUUGUAUGACUUUUUUUUUUUUAAAAUAAGAAUUUGAAUUCUGCUCCAUAUUUUUCUCCCAUUCUAUCCAGGAGCAGACAUUGUGGCCCUGGUCAGAAUGGUUAGUGGUGGUAGCUGGGCAUCAUCUAGUUCUUCUGGUCUCAGGGUAGAUGAGGUUGUGGCUUGUGUAGAUUUAUUUCUUUUUUGUGCUUUUGGUUACCUGCUUACUAUUUUGCUCCUGGCAAGUAGAGGCCUUUAGUUGUGCAUUUAGAUGCCCACUUGCAAGCUUUUAAGACCUCAGACACUACUCACUUCACUAGGAUGCAGAUCACCAUUUUUGUGAACUAUGUUUGCCAGUUGACUGAGCUGUUCCAUGAGACUAUGGUCCUAAGCCUUCAAACCCAGAAAACCAAUGUUGGAAGGUGUUCAGCUAUGUCUGAGAAGUAUCCAUAUUUGUGUCUUCGAUGAAUAUAUGUACCCGCAUUCACAUAUUUGUAUUUAUACAUAGUAAUGUAGUGGUUAAGUGCUACAGCUGCUAAUCAAAAGGUUGGCAGUUCAGAUCCACCAGGUGCCCCUUGGAAACUCUAUGGGGCCAUUCUACUCUGCCCUGUAGGGUCGCUAUGAGUUGGAAUUGACUCGAUGGCAACAGGUUUAUAGAUACUUCUAUCUGUUCUUACCUAUGUACGUACUUGUACCUAUUCCUAUACCAGUUUGCUUAUACCCAUCCAUAUGUGCUCAAACACUCAUUUUUACUUUGGUUGUGCUGUGCUUACUCCAUCCACAUUUGAUUUCACUUUUCACAUCAUCAAAAACAACUAGUCUCUAUGGUAUAAAGUAUACUUUCCUCAUCCCCUCUCCUCUCCCUGGUAACUACCAAUGAAUAAUGGUUUCUCUAUAUUUAUCUCCCUCACACAUCUGUCAGUUUGUCAUACUCUAGGGGCUUGCAUGUUGUUGUGAUACUGGAAGCUAUGCCACUGGUAUUCAAAUAUCAGGAGGGUCAACCGUGGGGACAGGUUUCAGCUGAGCUUCCAGACUAAGACAGAUGAGGAAAAAGGACCUGGAAGUCUACUUCUGAAAAAAAAAAAAAAGGUCAGUGAAAACCUUAUGAACAGCAGCAGAACAUUGUCUGCUUUUGUCCCAGAAGAUGAGCCUCUCAGGUUGGAAGACACUCAGAAGACAACUGGGGAAGAGCUGCUUCUUCAAAGUAGAGUUGACCUUAAUGAUGUGGAUGGAGUUAAGCUUUCGAGACCCUCAUUUGCUGAUGUGGCAUGACUCAAAAUGAGAAGAAACAGCUGCAAACAUCCAUUAAUAAUAGGAACAUGGAAUAUGCAAAGUAUGAAUCUAGGAAAAUUGGGAAUCAAAAAUGAAACGAAAUGCAUAAACUUCGAUAUACUAGGCAUUAUUGAGCUGAAAUGGACUGGUAUUGUCCAUUUUGGAUUGAACAAACAUAUUGUCUACUAUGCUGAGAAUGACAACUUGAAGCGGAAUGGCGUUGCCUACAUAGUCAAAAAGAACAUUUCAAGAUCUAUCCUGAAGUACAAGGCUGUUAGUGAUGGGAUAAUAUAUACCUACAAGGAAGACAAGAUAAUAUGACUAUUAUUUGAAUUUAUACACCAAAUUGAAAUUUACACACAAAAUUGAAGAUUUUUACCAACUUCUGUAGUCUGAAGUUGACAGAAAAUGCAAUCAGGAUGCAUUGAUGAUUAUUGGUGAUUGGAAUGCAAAAGUUGGAAACAAAGAGGAAGGAUCAGUAGUUGGGAAAUACAGCCUCGGUGAUAGAAACCAUGCCGCAGAUCUCAUGGUAGAAUUUUGCAAGACCAGCAACUUCUUCACUGCAAAUACCUUUUUUCAGCAACACAAAUGGCAACUAUACACAUGGACCUUGCCAGAUGGAAUACAAAGAAUCAAAUUGGCUACAUUUGUGGAAAGCUCAAUAUCAUCAGUCAGUACUAGUCCAGGAGAUGACUGCAGAACAGACCACCAAUUGCUCAUAUGCAAGUUCAGGUUGAAGCUGAAAAAAAUUAGAACAAGUCCGCGAGAGCCAAAGUAAGACAUUGAGUAUAUCCCACCUGAAUUUAGAGACCAUCUCAAGAACAGAUUUGAUGCGUUGAACGCUAAUGACUGAAGACCAGAUGAGUUGUGGAAUGAUAUCAAGGACAUGAAGAAAGCAAGGGGUCACUGAAAAGACAGGAAGGAAAAGACCAAAAUGGAUAUCAGAAGAGAACCUGAAACUUGCUCUUGGACAUCGAGUAGCUAAAGCAAAUGGAAGAAAUGAUGGAGUAAAAGAGCUGAACAGAAGAUUUCAAAGGGCAGCUUGAGAAAAUGAAGUAAAAUAUUAUAGUGAAUAGUGCAAAAAUCCUGGAGUUAGAAAACCAAAAGGGAAGAACACACUCAGCAUUUCCCAAGCUGAAAGAACUGAAAAAUAAAAAAUUCAAGCGUUGAGUUGCUAUAGUGAAGGAGUCUAUGGGCAAAACACUGAACAACACAGGAAGCAUCAAAAGAAGAUGGAGGGAAUACACAGUCGGUAUACCAAAAAGAAUUGGUUGAGGUUCAAUCAUUUCAGGGGGUAGCAUAUGCUCAAGAACUGAUGGUACUGAAGGGAGAAGUCCAAGUUGCACUGAAGACAUUGGCCAAAAGAAAAAAAAAAAAGGCUCCAGGAA